CGGCGGGUUUCGUGUGGAUAUUGUUACUUAAAUUGUGUGGUUAGUGGUUAAAAACAUUUUUAAGAAAAUGGCGAAGCCAUGACACAUCCCAAUCAUCAAACAAACGGAGCUAGUUUGGAGGAUUGCCACACAAAUUUCUUUGCUCUGACCGACCUAUGCGGCAUAAAAUGGCGUAAGUUGGUGUGGCCGGAGGCGGCGCCCGCCGCGCCCGCGCCCGAGGUGGUGCUGGACCCGGUGCUGCUGAGCUUCUCGCGCUGCCUGCACGCGGACAUCCUGUGCGUGUGGCGUCGCGUGGGCCGCCGCCCUCCGCCGCCCGAUGACUCGGCGCUGCUGGACGCGCCCCUCGGCGCGCCGCCGCCCCCGGUGGCGCCCUCCAUCGUGGUGCACCCGCCCCUCGCCCUGCACGCCGCCAAGGAGCUGUGGAUCUUCUGGUACGGCGAGGAGCCCGACCUCUCCAGCCUCGUGGUCCCCGACCUGCUGAACACCGAGAGCGAGCAGGGGUCCUGGGAGAGUGGUCUCUCGUAUGAGUGCAGAUCAUUAUUAUUUAAAGCCCUCCAUAAUUUAAUUGAAAGAUGUCUUCUUUCACGCGACCUUAUUCGCUUAGGCCGCUGGUUUGUACUUCCUUACGAAGGGACCGAAGAAGUUGAAGGAAAGAGUCCACAUCUUUCUUUCCUAUUUUCAUUCUUUGUUCAUGGGGAAAGCACAGUGUGUGCAAGUGUUGAUGUGCGACAGCAUCCCCCUGUUCGAACACUUUCAUCGCAAGUCCUCCAACAGGCCCAGUCUUCCCAGGCCGGUGUUCCAGUCAUUUUAGCUCCUUUUGGUCUGGCGGGCACUCUGAGUGGCCAGUCAUUUAAGGCUGUUGAUCAGAGAACAUCUCGUCUUUUAGAAGACUGGAAACAAUUUUACCCUAUAGAUAGCAGAAGUUCAAACUGUGAUGAUUCUUCAACGCCACAGGCUGUUGAGGUGAUAGUGGGUGGUGUGAAAAUGAGGUAUCCUUCUUGUUACGUGUUGGUGACUGACAUGGAUGAUACACCCUCCAACAACCUUGCACAGAAUCCUCCCAAGGCAGCUGGUCUGUCUUCUGAAGAGCCAAGUCCUGUUCCACCAGUUGAAUCACCUUGUUUACGGCAGCAAUCAUCUGCCACCUCAUGGGUCAAGCAAGAACCACCCUCACCUCCAAACCUUGCUGAUAUUACCUGGCAAGAAAGUAUGCUGUCACCACCCUCUGAUCCGUCAGACGUGCCACCAGGUCAUUGGGACUUUGUUGAUCCAACAAGGAAAUUGCCAUGCUCCUGUUCCAAGUGUAGACAAGUUGAGGGCAAAGGGGGCCCCGGCAGCAGGUCUCUGAUUCCAUUCCAUCAAAGGGCGCCCCCACGGCACAUUCAGCCUGCCAAGCCUGUCAGCCGGAUGCCCUGUGGCGCUGGACACACCACGCCGAUGCCCGAGAGGUCCCCGCAGUCCGCGGCGCCCUCGCCGCUGCCGAACCCCAACUCGGUGCAGCCGGCGUCCGUGCCGCCCGCGGAGCCCACCAUGCCCACGCUGUCGCCGCAGCCCUCAGCCAGCUCCGUGGCGGGGCAGUUGUCGGUACCCGCCACGCCUCCGCCCGCCCCCGGGCCCGGCACGCCCGCGCACACGCCUCUGGACUCACACGGGCCCAAGUCCGUGUCGUCCGUCUCGAACCAGGUGUACUCGCCCUACCAGGGCCCCGUGUCCGUGUCGAGCGUGGACAACUCGGGCAUGACGGGUGGGCCGCCGAGUGCGCCGCCGGGCCCCCCGGGCCCCGCCCCGGCCCAACCGCCCUCAGGGCCUCCCGAACACCAGCCCCUGACACUCAAGCGGCCCGUGCUCACGGCCAAGGAGUACGAGCACCUCAUGCAUGAGGACGAGGCGCUCUCGGACAACCUUUAUGACUACUCGCAGCUUGAUGUGUGGUUAAAUUAUCCAGUCAAAAAGUUCAAGCCUUCAGACAUUGAGCAGAAACCAUGGCCAAAGGCAUCUAAUUCAAAUGAUAUCUACCCUGCGGUUCAACCUCCUGCUGCAUCUCCUCCUGUGAAUGGCCUUCCAGCCACUCCAGGAACACCAGCCUAUGCUCAAGCUGAAGUGAAACAGGAACAAAUGUGUGACAGUGACCCAUACGAGUUUGACGAGGAACACAAUGCAUCUGGAGCCAAGGAAGGCUUCAAACGCCAGAAUAAUGGCGUGAAGGAGGAUGAUCGAGCGGACAAUUCGGGGAAAUGUUUAUCCGGUAGCCUUUUCACCAGUGAAGGCCUCCAAGCCUCAUUCCGCGACCUCGACCAGAUAUUUGACAACUCCGAUACGUCAAGUGAUGAAACGAUGCAGGUACCUACUCCUCCUGGCUCGAAAGGGAAUGAAGAUAAUUCCUGCAACAUGCGCGGUCCACGUAUUCUACGCCCAGAAGAACUCUCCAAAAUGUUUCCUACCCCACCAUCAUUGGAACACAACCCUGCAUCCUCUCCUUGUGGAGGUCAAACUGAUAUUGACCGGUGUGAUUUCACAGAGCUUCCUGUAGCUCGGUUUAAGCAAGAAAUUUACCCAAAUAUGGGCAGUCCUCAGGAAGAAGUAAUUGAUGAUUGGUCUUAUGUUUUCCGCCCUCCAACACUCUAUAAAUUUGUAGGCUCUUCAAAAUAUGCUCCUCUGAGGGAUCUUCCCAGUCAACACUUGCCCCCUGUGUCAUUGCCAGGAAAUUGUUCAUACAAGCCAUCAUGGCUUUAUCCACCUGUUCAGGAAAAAGCAGCAUCAAGGUAAUUAUUCUUAACAAUUACAUACU
Frankliniella occidentalis (western flower thrips) is the source of this 2788-nucleotide messenger RNA. RefSeq names its product mediator of RNA polymerase II transcription subunit 13. Lineage: Eukaryota; Metazoa; Arthropoda; Insecta; Thysanoptera; Thripidae. Gene Ontology annotation, biological process: regulation of transcription by RNA polymerase II. The transcript has 15 exons. The record is from RefSeq and is a predicted model, not a curated record. Gene Ontology annotation, cellular component: mediator complex. Bases 79 to 2766 code for a protein of 895 amino acids. Gene Ontology annotation, molecular function: transcription coregulator activity.